UGGUGUGGCGGGGUUCGUCGGAGCAUAGAGCUCCCGAUAAGAUGUCAAGACUCUAUCAGAAUGGGAAUAACAACAACUAUAUCAAAGUACAGAAGGAAACCACGUACUCUAAGGAUUACAAAAGUGUCUACAACUCACUGUGUUACAUUCUUCCCGGAUUCUGUGCGGUGGUUUGCUAUGCGAAUAGUUUGACAGGAGAUUUUGUUCAUGAUGAUGUUAUGGCGAUAAGAAAUAAUGGUGAUGUGUUGCAGAGGACUUCACUGUCUCAGCUUUUCUCGAAUGAUUUCUGGGGGAAGCUGAUGUCGGAUAAUACUAGCCACAAAUCCUACAGGCCGCUAUGCACGCUCACAUUUAGGUUCAACCAUAUGUUGUUUGGUCUCAGUCCUGUAGCCUUCCAUGCGACCAACAUACUCCUCCAUACUCUGGCCACCAUACUCUUUACUUAUGUAUGCAAGAAUGUGAUAAACUUUCAACAGAAGUCGGCCACACUGGCAGGAUUACUAUUUGCUGUCCAUCCGAUUCAUACUGAAGCGGUGUCGGGGAUUGUCGGCCGAGCAGACGUCUUAGCCUGCAUCUUCUUCCUUCUGUCUUUCAUCUCAUAUGUUCAUUCUAUCGGACCAGUGUGGCCAGGUUGCACCCCCUACACCAGGAAGCCUUCCCUUCUAGUGCUGAGCGUCCUUCUUGCUGCCUGUGCCAUGCUAGUCAAGGAACAUGGCCUGACUGCCCUCGGGAUGUGUGUCGUCUACGAUGGUUACAUUCAAUUUCAAGUGGGAAGCAGUAAUUGUAUUUCCCAUUCCAAUGGCAAUGGCUACCAUCACGUGAAGAGAUCGGAUAAACCACAUCAUCCAUUUCUCAAGAGGAUCAUCACUAUUUGCCUUUCUCUAAUCAUUCUGGCAGGGUUCCGAAUCUGGAUGUUAGGCGGCCAGCUUCCACACUUCUCCGCUCAGGAUAACCCUGCUUCCUUUUGCCCGGAGUUCCUAACCAGAAUCAUGACAUACCUUUAUCUGCUGGUGUUCAACACGUGGCUUCUCCUAUUUCCCAGCAUCCUCAGCUAUGACUGGCAAUUCAACAGUAUUCCAUUGGUUGAGUCCAUCACUGAUGUCAGAAACCUAUCAACCGUUUUGUUUAUUGUUUCCAUGGUGCUAUACACAAUUCACUGCCUCUUUGUCACCAAGGACUCGAGUCAAAGGCGCCAAAUCCUUGGGCUUUGUCUUAUUGUGAUUCCCUUCCUGCCAGCAUCAAACCUAUUCAUCAGAGUCGGCUUUGUGGUCGCUGAGAGAAUACUGUACAUUCCAAGUAUGGGUUAUUGCAUCCUCGUUAUCCAUGGCUACGACUCCCUCUCUUUCAAGUUCCGACGGAAACGUUUAUUGGACAGUGCCUUCUUCUUCCUGCUGCUGCUGCUGGGCUUCAGAACUGUGAUUAGAAAUCAGGUUUGGCUGACUAGGGAAAGCUUAUUUAGGUCUGGUUUAGAGACUUUGCCAAACAACCCCAAGAUGCAUUACAACUUUGCCAAUUUUCUAAAAGACACUGCAAAGUUUGAGGAAGCAAUUCAUCACUACAGAAUGACGCUUAGUUUAUAUCCUGACCACGCAAGUGCCCAUAACAACCUUGGAACUCUCCUGGAUGAUGAUAUAGUGGGGGCUGAGAAACAUUAUCGCGAAGCGAUCCGAAUCACGCCAACUCACUCUAACGCCCAUUACAAUCUUGGCACUUUGCUGCACCAAAAAGGUUAUCUGGAAGAAUCCCUCCAUAUGCUACAACAAGCGAUUGAACUCAACCCGGGAUACACGCAAGCCCAGACGUAUCUCGCCUCGGUUCUCGGAGAACUCGAUGCCGGUUCAGAAGCAGAGCAUAUGUACCGCGCUGUGAUUGAUAACAAGCCUGAUGACGCUGAUAGCUACAAUAAUCUUGGUGCCUACCUCCAUAAGAAGGACCGGUUAGAAGAGGCUGAGGCGAUGUAUAAGAAGUCGCUCUCCCUUAGGCCGGACCAUGUGGUGGUCAUCAUCAAUUUGGCCAGACUUGCCAAGUCGCUGAACCGAUUCAAGGAGGCUGAGGCUUAUUAUCUCCGAGCUGUAGAAGUAAGAAGGGAUGCCAUUACCCUGGAUAACUUGGCUGUAUUUUAUUUCAAUGUUGGAAAGCCAGAUCAGGCUUCGGUGCUAUUUCAAGAGGCGCUGCAAAAAUAUCCUGAUAGCUUGGACGUCAAGAUGCACUAUGCUUCCACCUUAGCUAGUUUAUAUGAACCAAGUACUGCUGAAAAACUGCUGAAAGAAGUCCUAGAACAUAGACCAGAGAGUAUUGAGGCAUUGAAGAAUCUUGCUAUCGUCUAUGGGCUCAUGAAAAGACAUCAAGAGGCGCUGGUUAUUCUUGACAAAGCCAUCAAAGUUAUAGCUAAUAGGGAUGGAGAUAAAGCAACACUAGUUGGCCUUUACCAGGACAAGGGCAACCAUCUGAAAGAUUCCAAGGAAUUCAAACUGGCUAUCACGACGUAUGAAGAGCUGGAGAAAUUAGAUCCUGGUCAAUUCCAAACCCAUCUCAACUUGGGAGUACUCUACCACAUGGAGGAUAACUUAGAGAAAGCCCAGCAUCAUUACACAGCAGCUCAGAAGAUACAGCCAAACGAUAAACUGCUUUUACAGAAUAUCGAGAAACUGAGAAAACGACAACAACAGUUGAAACAAAUGAAAGGAAAUCGAACAGAACGAUGACAGUGGGCAAAACAUAGGACUUCACCUUUCUUACUAGUCAUAUGAGGGCACCACUACUUGGCUGAACCGGUACUUGGUAAUAGUGUACCACCUGCUGGCUGUUAAAUUUUAUUGAAUCAGGUACCUUGUACCAAAGAAAGGAGCAAACUGUAUUUUCUGGCUGAGUUACUCCCAAGAAGUUAGAGGUGUUACUCUAGCACAAAAGGUCAACUCUUUUCUAUGUAACGUAUUAUUAUUACUUCAACAGUCGUCAAUCUGAUAUUCACACGUUCCAAUUUUUUUGGACAACCUUCCUAGUUCCCAAGCGAUACCUCCACUAUACACACUUCAUUCAAAAUGAUAACACAGUUGAUUAAAUAUGUGAUAUUAACAUGAUGCCAGUUAAAGCAACUUAAGGGAAUUGAUCCUAUAUCAAGCUGAUGAAUAUUACCCCCUUAUUUAAAAUUUCAUACUCGGUAUUAAAACACUGACGCCAAAAACCUGAAAAAGACGUGAUUUCACGUGUAACUUAUUUAUUCAUUCAGUGUACUGCUAUUAUAAAACGAACAAAUGAUGCAACAUCAUUCAAAAUAAUGUCUGUUUUAACCCUUUAACUGCCACCAUCGCCGAAUUGUAACAAGUGCCUAUGUGUUAUUCACCAUUGAGUUUCAUAUACAAGAUUGUCCCCUCUACUGAUAGGUGGCGUGCAGGUGAUGGUUUCUAUGGUGGUUUCGAGGAAGUCUGUUUCAAGCUAGCCUUUCAAAAACAGCUUCAGCAGUUAAAGGGUUAAAUACUGGCGUUUAAUGACUGAAGAUCAAUGCAAUUCCUGUCUCUAUCAGCUCAAUAGCUCAGGACAAGUCUCCCUAAUCCAUGUAUUUUCAUCUUCUCACAAACAUUCACAGAGGAUUUGGAACUCGCUGUGAUUUCACACGCAAAGAUUUAGUCUCAUUUUUGUAUUGCAGCUGGUUAAACUAUCAAACAGACAUGGACCACCUGAAAAUCUAAACUGCUUAUCUUAAUUCCUUUUCAUGCGUUUAUGAACAAAAAUUAACCAUUUCUGUCUCAAUACCACUAAUGAAAUAUAUGUUGAAUAAUCUUACAGGUUACCCCUAGAAGCUCUUGUUGUAUUGACCAUUAUUGUUGCACUAUUUUAUGUGCUACAGAAUCUCAAGUGAUAUCCUCUACGCCACUCUAUUUUUAUGGAAGGACUAAUAGAUGUCUCUUCUGUGACCAAAACAGUCUUUUAAACAUGACAAACUUUCCUGGGUAUUUCAUAUUUUCUAUUGGUUUCUUGUACAAGACAUUUCAGUCCAUUUCAUUUAAAUUCAUCAAAUUUGAAUUUUGAAAUUAAAUUUGAACAUGUCAUUAUACCGUGUAGACACUCUUUGGCCACUUUUGGUGCAACUGUUUUAUACAGACCUAUUGCACAUAAUAUAGGCCUUCUGCAGGGGCGGAUCCAGGAUUAUGAGAAAGGGGCGCCGAGCAUAAUAGAGCACCGUUUUUGAGCAUUUCCCUCACGAGAAAAACCUAUUUUUUUCACUUCAAAAUGAUGGUUGUUUUUGAAGGUGAAUAGCUUGAAGCGUCAUUACAUGUGGUGGAUUUGUAUGUAAUAUUUUUAUCGGUUGAAGACAGCCUCAAAGUCAACUUUAUGUUUUUUACUAACUGUAUGGCUUCCUCGUCAAAAACGCCAUAAGGACAGUCAGAAAAAUAUUCACUUUUAACUUGUUCGUAUAACUUUAAAUAUCAGAUAGUCAACUUUGUUGUAUCAACUAGUCAAUCUCAAUGUAGUCCAUUGUCUUCUCCAAAAACUAUUUCAAAAGAAAGUAAUGUGAUGACAUACAUGUACUAAGGAAAGUCACAUGCCUGUCUUAUUGCUUAUUCAACAAAUCAAGAACGUUAUACUAAUGUAUGGUUACUCACAAUAUUGAUAGAUUUCCUCUAAAGAAUCAAAUUAAUACCUAACUGUCCGAUGACCAAAGUCGCAACCAGAGAGUAACAAAAUAUUUCUUACGGAAAUUUUUUGCUUCAGAAUUUUCACCAAUGACUUUAAACAACUAACAAGGCCCACUUAGUUUUUUAUGCAUGUACAAAAUGUGUACCUAAAAACCUAUUCUAUUGAAAAUAAAAUUGUAGAUAAAUUUGAGGGUUUUAAGUAACAAGGUAUGUAUUAGCAAUUCUUGAUAAUUUGUGAAUUCACCCGAUUGAUUGUUUUAAAUUGAUUGACAUGUUGAAAUGUGACUGAUUUGUGCUCUAAUUGAUCAAAAAUGAAGAGAUUUGAUAUUAUGCAAUGCAUGAUUGGGAUGUUUGAUAUUUUGAAAUAAAAUACUUAUGUUAUGA
This is a messenger RNA of Lineus longissimus, 5021 nucleotides long. Its product is annotated as protein O-mannosyl-transferase TMTC1-like. The coding region runs from base 42 to 2705 and encodes 887 amino acids. Lineage: Eukaryota; Metazoa; Nemertea; Pilidiophora; Heteronemertea; Lineidae. The transcript has 16 exons. Gene Ontology annotation, molecular function: protein binding. The record is from RefSeq and is a predicted model, not a curated record.